AUGACUCAGAACAAACCCCUCAUUGUUAUAGUCCCUGGUGGUUUUUGCAGUCCCGAUAUUUACGAGGAUGUUGCCAAUAUUCUCCGAGAGGACGGCUUCACAGCCAAGGUCAUCAGGUUAACAACCUGUGGAAACGUACCGAUAGAAAAUCCCACCCAUGAUGAAUGCAAAGCCCUUGCCGACAAAGGCAUGCUCGACGACGUCAAAGAGAUUCACGACAACAUAGCGAAGGAGCUUGAUGAGGGCUCUGAAGUUGUUCUCUUUGGUCACAGCUACGGAAGUCUUGUGGGCCUCCUCGCUAUUGAAGGCUAUACUUUGGAGGAACGAAAGGCAAAAGGACUUGCUGGAGGAAUCAAAGGAUAUGCGGCUGUCGCUGGAUUCGCGUUUACUGUGCGAGACAGGAACAUUUAUGGCACGACAGAACAAGGGCCCGUGAUGCCUAAUCAUUCACACGAGACGGGUGGCCUUGUGCAUCUACACGACACCUUCAAAGCAUCCUUCUACAGCGAUCUGUCGACCAGCGAACAAGACGAGGCUUGGAAAAAGGUCCUGGGAAGCCAAAGCCGUAAAAGCUUCGAUCAUCUCGCAGGCUUUAUCAAUUCGGAUGUCAAGAUCCCUACGACAUAUGUCAAGUGUGAAAAUGAUCAAGUUCUACCUGCGGCGAUUCAAGCCAAUAUUAUCCAGGCAGGAGGAUUUAAUAAAGUGGAACACCUGCUCUCUGGUCAUUUUCCAUUUUUGAGCAUGCCAAAAGAGACGGCGCAGCUUUUUGAACGGAUUGCUAUGGCAUAA
Fusarium poae is the source of this 789-nucleotide messenger RNA. RefSeq lists its product as uncharacterized. NCBI's taxonomy places the organism in Eukaryota, Fungi, Ascomycota, Sordariomycetes, Hypocreales, Nectriaceae. Bases 1 to 789 code for a protein of 262 amino acids. The transcript has 2 exons. The record is from RefSeq and is a predicted model, not a curated record.